AUGGCGACGGUUGCUUCGGCGACCGGGUUCCGUGCGCAGAUUCAUCUCCACCCCCGCUCGUCUUGCUCGCCGUCCGCCUCGUCUUCUUCGCCAUCAUCAUCCUCAUCUUCCUCAUCUUCUUCCCUCCUAAAUAUCAAUUGGAGAGUCGCGCCCGCUAGAGCGCCUCUCCUGCAUUCCGAUUUCCUCAACAAUGCCUCGGUUCUACCGCUCCGAUCGCUGUCCAGGGACCGGGCGCCUCUGUCCUACAAGAGGAAGGGAGUCGCCGCUGUCCGCAUGUCGUGGGAUGGCGCCCUCUCUUCCGUCCGCUUGAUUGUCCAGGGUAAAAACCUCGAGGUAGCUGUUGCGUGCUCCCCCGCAUUUCCCUCUCAUAAUUUUUUGUGAAUUUAUCUUUGUAUACUGGUCUGUGCCUGAUUCAAGGUCUUCUGCUUUUGGUUCUGUGGGAUUAGCUGACAGAAGCACUAAAAAAGCACGUAGAGGACAAGUUGGGCAAAUCGGUGCAGAAGCACAGCCACCUCGUCAGAGAGGUCGAUGUCCGGCUGUCCCUUCGUGGUGGAGAAAUCGGUGGCAAAGGGCCCAAGCUCCGCCGAUGCGAGGUGGCUCUCUGUCUGAUCUCUUCCUCUUCAUCACUCCUGCCAUUUUUGUCCACCCUUUGGGUACUGAACUCAUUCGCGAUCACCUAAUGGCGUUGCCUGUGUAUCUAUUCCAGGUGACUCUGUUCACCAAGAAGCACGGGGUCGUGAGGGCAGAAGAGGACUCGGAGACUACUUACGGUAGCAUAGACUUGGCCUCCUCAAUCAUACAGAGGAAGCUGAGGAAGAUCAAGGAGAAGGAUACAGACCAUGGCCGGCACAUGAAGGGAUUCAACCGGCUCAAGGUCCGGGACACAGAUGUUCAGGACGAUCUUAGUGAAGGAGAGGAGGCGGAAGAUGACGUUGUGGUGAAUGUGCCCGAGGAAGGGGAAGAGGAUAUACUGAAUGAGGUGCGUGUCUCUUAUCUUUUCAAUACCCUCUGAAAGGUAACGUCUCUUCUCUUCGUCGUUUCUCUUUCGUCUGGUGCGGCUUGGAGAUACUUAGAUUAAACAAAAUCUUCCAUGAAAACGUGCUUUGUUAGAGAUCAUCCUUUACUCAUUGCUUGUUUUGCUAUUAUUGAAUUGGUUUCGACAAUGCCAUCUUCUAGCUCAUAUGAAAUUGCCAGGCCUGAUUUGCCUUCUCCCCUGAUCAGCCAUUUUGGAAUGAUCAUUCUCACGUGUAGAUGUUGGCUACGCAAUAUCAUGAUAUUUUGUAAUAUAUUCUUUUGGAACGAUAAUCAUGGCGCAAUAUAUCAGCUUGGGCAAAUUUUCUUCCUGCACUUGAGAAAUCUCCCAUUAUGUGUCGUCAGUACACAGUGAUUGUGACUGUUUCAGUUUUUUUCAGCUUAAAAAUCUAUCUUGUCUUAGAUUCUUUGUUCUUUCUCACCUGUGGUUUUCAGUGGACAUAUAUGCAUACUUCUUUUCUAUCCACAGAGGAUUGGGUAAAGUUUCUUUAGGAAUGAUCUGCGUUGGGUUUUGUGUUCUCGUGCUAGACAUUUUUACCUGAAAUUGUCACCUGUUCAUUGCGUGAUUCUCUGGACCCACUGAGUGAACCUCGACAUCUUCCUCUACAUUAUGAACUCCUUUUCUGGAAAAUGUCAGGGGAUUGGAGUGUUUGGGGAGUUAUUUCUUGUGAAUAUCUUCUGUGCAUUACAAGCAUAUUCUCACGUUUUUUACUCAGAUUUCCUUAUGAAUAUUCAUUAUUUAUCAGAUCUUUGUUCUUGUGUGGGAAUCAGGAUGUGAUAGAUCUGUACUCACGGGUUCUUGUUUUCACUUGAACGAUAUCCCCAAUAGAUCUGGGUCAAUGAUUUUAUUCCAAAGCCUGUUUUUUUUUUAUGAAUGUAGAGAAUUUUGACCCGUAUCUCAGAUCGAUGAUCUGUUUUUAUUCAACAAUUUCGAACGACCGUUUUCAGAGAACGGGACAGUAUUAAUUUUUCAUGCAUAGGAUUAGGUCAACUCUCUCCUUUUUCUUGCCCUGAUGCUGCCAAUGUGGUCAGGUCAAACCUCUCAGCCCUGAUGAGACCCUCAGACGAUCAUUAUAAAGCCCACGAAGUGCUGUGUUGAUCUGGUCAAAUGAUCUUUUUAUGUUCGCCUUCCAUGAUUGUCGGAGCUUCUUUAUAAAGUAUAAAAACCAUCAUGACAGAUAGUAUCUUGCACCACCUUUCUUGAACUGCCCUUGGGACUAUUUUCCAGUUGGGGAACUCAUUUAGACUUGGGUUGACCUUGAAGUGACCUCUCCUAUCUUCCCUGAGAUCCAAAACCUUCAUCUGUGUUGGUUGUUCCAUGCUGAUCCUGCAAUGGCGAUCUUUACCUCAGGUCGUGAGAACGAAGUACUUCGAAAUGCCCCCGUUGACCCUAUCAGAGGCCAUGGAGCAGCUGGAGAAUCUUGACCACGACUUCUACGGCUUCAGAAACGACGAAACGGGUAAAGAUAAAAAAAAACCCCUCCCCUCGUCUUCUUUUGUCUACGUUGUCAGCCUGGAAGUUUCUCUGAUGAUCUCGGUCAACCCCAAUCUAUCUACCUGGCAGGCGAAAUCAACAUAUUAUACAAGAGAAAAGAGGGCGGGUAUGGGCUCAUCAUCCCCAAGAAGGACGGAAAGGUGGAGACCCUCGACGCCGUCAUCCCUGAACCCUCCGUCGUGAAACAGGUGAAAGGAUAG
This is a messenger RNA of Spirodela intermedia, 2727 nucleotides long. Lineage: Eukaryota; Viridiplantae; Streptophyta; Magnoliopsida; Alismatales; Araceae. The record is from the annotation of a GenBank genome assembly.